Messenger RNA from Acyrthosiphon pisum (pea aphid), 858 nucleotides. RefSeq lists its product as uncharacterized. The transcript has a single exon. Lineage: Eukaryota; Metazoa; Arthropoda; Insecta; Hemiptera; Aphididae. Bases 1 to 858 code for a protein of 285 amino acids. The record is from RefSeq and is a predicted model, not a curated record.
AUGGAUGACACGUAUUUAGACGUUACGGCCGACUAUGUCGAUGAGUGUAAAAUAACGCAGAUGAAUUAUCAUUCGUUCACUCCGUACUCAAACAUGUCUUUAUCAAAUAAUGAUGAAAUAAGGAUAAGUAUUUUAAAUAUGGAUUCGUACACUUUACCGUGUGAAAGUUAUAUUUACAUCGAGGGAAAAGUAAAUAAACCCACCGAUGCUGUUGGAGAUGUUCGUUUUUCAAAUAACGGAUUGGCAUUUUUAUUCUCCGAAAUGCGAUAUGAAAUAAACGGUGUAGAAAUACAAAAAUUAAAAUCACCGGGAAUUUCCUCUUGUUUGAAAGCAUACUGCUCGUAUUCUCCAAACGAUUUGAAUACUCUAGAGAGCGCUGCUUGGGACUCGGCCAUGGAUAGUGAAGAUAAUAAAAAUUUUAUGACCGACAAUGUAUUUACCGGGUGUAUCCCUCUAAAACAUUUAUUCGGAUUCUGUGAAGACUAUAAAAAAAUAUUACUUAAUUGUAAUCAGCAACUGAUUUUAAAUCGUGCAUCUACCGACCUGGAUGCGAUACAUGUUGUUGGCAAAGGUGCAACCGAGGCCGUUGAAAAAAAUAAAAAAAUUACAAUCGAACUUACUAAGGUGGUUUGGAAGAUGCCAAUUAUCAGAGUCAGUGAUAAAGAAAAAUUAAGACUGAUAAAAGUAAUAGAUUCGCGUAAAACACUGUCGUGUGCUUUUCGUACAUGGGAUCUUUGUGAGUAUCCGGUACUUCCGAAAAAUUCUUCUCAUUCGUGGACGGUAAAGUCCAGCAGCUUGCUAGAAAAACCGAGAUUUGUGCUGUUUGGAUUACAGACAGAUCGAAAAAAAAAGUAUUGA